This is a messenger RNA of Dromiciops gliroides (monito del monte), 6758 nucleotides long. RefSeq names its product mitogen-activated protein kinase 8 (gene MAPK8). Gene Ontology annotation, cellular component: cytoplasm; nucleus. Gene Ontology annotation, biological process: JNK cascade; protein phosphorylation. NCBI's taxonomy places the organism in Eukaryota, Metazoa, Chordata, Mammalia, Microbiotheria, Microbiotheriidae. Bases 335 to 1618 code for a protein of 427 amino acids. The record is from RefSeq and is a predicted model, not a curated record. The transcript has 13 exons. Gene Ontology annotation, molecular function: ATP binding; JUN kinase activity.
GGUGACGGCUGGCGCUCUUGUUCCUCAGCCGAGCGGCGGAGGCAGGAGGACGCGGCCCGGAGCCCGGACGAGCUCGGUGGACCGGCCAGCCAGCGGCUCGGGCUCAGGCUCAGACGCCUGUCCCGUCCUCUCCCGCUCCCCGGCCGCCUCCGCUGUGCCUCCGGGGGCCUUCCUCCCUUCCGCGCGCGCUUCGCUUCCCCGGGAAUUGAAAAUAACUGGAUGAUUUGAAGGUGUGAAAUCAAUGACUGAGAUCCCAAGCUCAUAAAAGAAGACUACAUGUAAAACGCUUCUGAGUGAAUUUUGGAUGAAGCCAUCAAAUUAAUUAUUUGCCAUCAUGAGCAGAAGCAAGCGUGACAGUAAUUUCUAUAGUGUAGAGAUUGGAGAUUCUACAUUUACUGUACUGAAACGGUAUCAGAAUUUAAAACCUAUAGGCUCAGGGGCCCAGGGAAUAGUGUGUGCAGCUUAUGAUGCCAUUCUUGAAAGAAAUGUUGCAAUCAAGAAGCUAAGCCGACCAUUUCAGAAUCAGACUCAUGCCAAGAGGGCUUAUAGAGAGCUUGUUCUUAUGAAAUGUGUUAAUCACAAAAAUAUAAUUGGCCUCUUGAAUGUGUUCACACCACAGAAGUCCCUAGAAGAAUUUCAGGAUGUUUACAUAGUCAUGGAGCUCAUGGAUGCAAAUCUUUGCCAAGUGAUUCAAAUGGAGCUAGACCAUGAACGAAUGUCCUACCUUCUCUAUCAGAUGCUGUGUGGAAUCAAGCACCUUCAUUCUGCUGGAAUUAUACAUCGAGACUUAAAGCCCAGUAAUAUAGUAGUAAAAUCAGACUGCACUUUGAAGAUUCUUGACUUUGGACUGGCCAGAACUGCAGGAACUAGUUUUAUGAUGACACCUUAUGUAGUGACUCGUUACUACAGAGCACCCGAGGUCAUCCUAGGGAUGGGCUACAAAGAAAACGUUGACAUUUGGUCAGUUGGGUGCAUCAUGGGAGAAAUGAUCAAAGGUGGUGUUUUGUUCCCAGGAACAGAUCAUAUUGAUCAGUGGAAUAAAGUUAUUGAACAACUUGGAACACCAUGCCCUGAGUUCAUGAAGAAAUUACAACCAACAGUAAGGACUUAUGUGGAGAACAGGCCUAAAUAUGCUGGAUACAGCUUCGAGAAGCUCUUCCCAGAUGUACUUUUCCCAGCUGACUCAGAGCACAACAAACUUAAAGCUAGUCAGGCAAGGGAUUUGUUGUCCAAAAUGCUGGUUAUAGAUGCAUCUAAAAGAAUCUCUGUGGAUGAAGCUCUACAGCACCCGUAUAUCAAUGUCUGGUAUGAUCCUUCAGAAGCAGAGGCGCCUCCACCAAAGAUCCCUGACAAGCAGUUAGAUGAAAGGGAGCACACAAUAGAAGAGUGGAAAGAAUUGAUAUACAAGGAAGUUAUGGACUUGGAGGAGAGAACUAAGAAUGGAGUUAUACGGGGUCAGCCAGCUCCUUUAGGUGCAGCAGUGAUUAGUGGCUCUCAACAUCCAUCUUCAUCGUCGUCUGUCAAUGAUGUGUCUUCAAUGUCAACAGAUCCAACAUUGGCCUCUGAUACAGACAGCAGUCUAGAAACAUCAGCUGGACCUCUGGGCUGCUGUAGAUGACUAUUUGGUCAGGGGUGGGAGGGUAGAGGGAGGGGGGUUGCAGGAGGGAAGGGGAUUCAUUUAGGUAUUGAUAGAACUACUUUGAAAACAAUUCAGUGGUCUUAUUUUUGAGUGUUUUGUUCCCCAAAAAAUGUAGGAUUCUUUUUUUAAAAAAAAAAUAUCAAGUGCUGUAAUUUAAAACUGUAAGUUGUUUUUAAGACAACCACAAAAUGUAUUGUGGGUUUUUUUUCUGUAAUUAUCUGUAUAAUGUAAACCUAAUAAUUUUAUCAUGGUUUAAAAUUUUUGCCUAUUUGCUUUACCUUAUGCUGCUGAUUCAUUUUUAACUGAAUUUGUAAGCUUUGUUUUAUCAAAGCAACUAUUAUGUGGUGACUUGCCUAUAUCAUGAAUUAUUUAAGAUUUUAUAGUGGUUUUUUUAUUAGAAUUUAUUCCAGAUGUUUUGUUCAUGACAAUAUCCUUCAGGGUUAUGUGCUUGUCAUUAGUUUAUCCCCUGGGAAAGAGGUAAGAUAUAUCUCUGUAGCCAGUUAUAUUCAGGUAUAACUACUGUAAACGAUUGAGUUAAACCUCCAAUUCUUGCUAUUUGCCCAUCUUAAUUUAGUCAAAACAAUUAGUAGGAAACCCUACAUAAUUCCUUGUCAAAGUCACUUCAUCUGAAUGGCAGAAUAAUGCAAAGCAUGUCUUUCUAAGAUGCCAUAUAUUCAGCCUGCCCCAAGAAGAAAAACAAAAAGACAUGGUGUAUUCUGCAAAAUGAUGGCAUGCAAAAAGCUUAUGAUCACAUCAAGUCAAGAGGAUACUUCAUGAAUAAUACAUUCAUUUCAAUGCAAAUAAACAUAUGGUUUACUUCUACUAACUAUUAGCCUGUUUUUGUACACACAAAAGCUGAUCUAUCUUUCCAGGACACAGAUCCCCAGAAAUGUCUUGGAGUCCCUCUAAAUAUAUUUCAUUUCAUGUAGCCUUGACUCCUGACCAUUUCUCAUUUCCUAUUACUUGGUAUCAGAGUCAGCUGAACACCUAUUCUUGGUAGGGGAGGGAAGAGGGGAAACUCAUUUCUGCCCAAUUGUUUCUCUUCGAUUUAGAUGUAGCAUAUUCAUAUUAACUACUAGCUGUCGGGAUGUCCCAGAGCCUACUUAGAAAUCUGUAGGUAAUGUAUCAUAUGAGCAAUACUGUUCAUCUUAAAAUAGUACUACAUAGCCAUAUAUAGGAUAUCUUUUUCUAGGGCCUGCUCCUUCAAAUGAGCAGAAAAGGAAUAAAUGGUGGUUUCUUCUUUAGCCUGAGUCUUUAGUUUUUGAUACUUAAUUUUCAAUAACACACCUAAUACAGUUGCUAAGUAGCAUAAAAUGGUGCUGCUCCUGACAAAUGUAUGUUAAUUGUUUACAUUUUAUAUUUGCGAAAUGAUUUGUCUAGAACUGAACUCUUUCUUAGGUGAAGCAAUCAUUGAACUCUCAUUUCAAAAAAUGCACAGUUUCAGUAAUAAACGUUGGCUCUUUCGACCACUUUCUGAAGGAAAAGGGAUUUGUGUAGUCAAUCGAGGUAGGAAGACAAACAUCUAAGUUUUUGUUCUUCUUUGUUUAGGUUUUUUUAUUCAUUUUUUAAAAGUGGAUUCCUAGGCAGAAGCCCAGGAAGACUAAUGACCAGAAUUAUGGAAGGAGCUUAAUUUUCAGUUUCUGGAAGUUCACUAGAUGUUUGGUCAUGUAUUUAUUUUGGGGAAAUAACCUUUUGAGUAAGAUCUUUUAGAUCAUUGUUAUACUCAAUAUUUAAAUAGAGCUUUAAUUUAGCUUUAUAGUAUAUUUUAUUAUUGUUGUUGCAUUAAAGCAGUGAUUCCUACCAUUCUUGGAAUUGCAAUACCCAAUUGUCUUAUUUUAUUUCUUGGCACUCUCUUCAAAGGUGCAAAAUGGCUGUUUUAUUUCUUUUUGAUUAAAAUGAAUUGAAAUUAAUUUAGUUUGGAAAAUUGUGGGACACCUCUUGAAUUGCAAAAACAAGACUGAGAAUGAGCCUUAGAGAUUUUCCUGUGAUUGUGUUCUUUAGACAUUGACAGGUUAGUUUAACAGUCUCUUCAUUUUCUUCACGUAAUAGGUUAGGUCACUAUUGCACUUUAAAAGAUGUACUUUUUAGAUUUAUCUGCCUGUAGAAUUUCAGUGUUUUGUUUGAUUAAUGAUGGGCCAUCAGAGUAGAAGAGUAACAAAAUAAGUCCUUACCUCCUACCAGCAAAUUUUUGUUUUGUUUUGUUGUGUGUUUUUUUAGUUUCCCAUUGACCCAAAUUUUGGCAAGGAAAACCAAACAUUCUUGCUAUUUAUAACUUUUUAAAGUGCCAGCCACUGCUUGAAAAACCAGCAUUUGUCAGCUGAGUUCAGAAAAUAAGAACUCUCCCUAAAGUGAUCUAAAAUAUUCAUCAACCUGUGUCCUGAUCCAUAAGGAUUAGUUUGGUGAAGUGUUUUGUGUGCCCUGGAUUCACAGGGCACAACUUCUAAGCAUUAUUUAAUUAGAUUUACAUUUUAUAAUAGUGGGGAGGGGGAGUCUAUGCACGAGUUCCUUUUUAUUUUUUUUAAAGAAAUUGUUCGGAUCUUUAAGGCAUCUUAAAUAUAUAUACUUUUUUUAAAUGGAAGUCACAAACAAGAUUGCCAUCCACUGUUAUUUAUGUAAAGCAAGCUUGCAUAUUUUAUAAUUUUGAUAUUUUUUUUCUCCAAGAGGAACCUAUCAGCUUACACUAUGAAUUGAUGUUAGUCAAGAUUUAGUGAUAUUUGUAAGCUGAGAGAAGGUAUCUUCUGGUGUCUUCUUCGAUGUGCUGUUCUCUUAAACUCUAAUUUGUGUUAAGCAAUUAUUUUUAAAUUAUUAUAUUGUUGGACUCUGUUAAUUUAGAUCACAUAUCAAUGCCAAUCAUCUUUCUUUCAUUCCAAAUAUGAUUUUGGAAAUCAUAUUCUAUAUUUCCACGUAAUCUCAUUGUGGCAAAUUUUGAUAUUUGCUGUACCAAGUUUGGAAAGGCACAGUACAUCCUCCUCAGGCUUUCUAGAAGAAACUGAGAACUCUUUAAGUAGAAAUACAACUACAUCAAACCUCUCAAAAUACCAUAAAAUUUGAUUGUAAUGAUAGAAGCCUUACAAAAAUCUUCUAAUUUUCUUUUCUGUCUGAUUCUCCUAAUCCUGCAAUAUUGUCUAAAAAGAUGAAGCUAGAAAAGACAUGACUUUUGUAGUGGAAAUCAUCAGACAAAUGAAGCAAUUUCCUGGGUUACCAAAUAACUUGGUUCACCUUAUAGGCCAGUUUCUGCUACACAUAUGAAGACAACUACUCAGUGUUGCCUAGUCACAUACUUGUACUCCAUUUUGACCUAAAUCAUACAUAGUACAUUUUCAAGAAUGCUACUGUAGUUUGUUCAUGUGUAUUGUUCUUUAGUGACACAUUAGAUAGUGGAUGCAUGAAGCCCCACAAACCCCCUGUAAACUUCUACUAAUAGUGGAAGAAUUCAAAUACCCUCCUUCUUUUGUCAUUUAGUAACUCUUUGAGUGCUGCCUACAGAAAUCCUUUUCUAUUUUAGUAUAUGCUGUGUUUUAUGUUUAAUCUUUAGAAGCUUUUUUUUUCUACUGAGAUUUUCAAAACAAGCCUGGGGUUUUUUUGUUGUUUGUUGUUUUUGUCUUUGUUUUUUCACUUAAUAACAGCAAGUUGAAGAAUUGAAGGGCAUUGAAGCAGAGAUGUAUAGUAUGGGGUAAGAUUAGAAACCUCAUGAGAAAAAAAAUUACUUAAAACUGUUCUGGUUCACUUAAUUGCUCUUAGUUAAGUGCUCUUAAGGAGAGGCUAGUAAGAGUAACACUUUACUAAUCGUUUCUGGUAUAAUUUUCUCUCCAUUUACCGAAACUUGUGAUAAGUAGACCUGUGGAUUAGCUUUGCACAAUGUCUCCACUUUCACAAUGGCUUACAAAUUAAACUAGGUUUUUAUUGAACUACCUCACACUAAUUUUCUAUGCUUUCCUGAGUAAACUGUUGCCCUUACUAUUAGACCUUUGCUGAAUGUGAACUGUAAGUGUGUUUUUCUAAUUCCUUUAUGGCCAAUGUUGAGAUGAUACCAGUAAGUAUGUAAAAUGUAUAAUUUGCAUAAGUAAGAAGCAUUCACAUGUAAAUCCUUUCUUUACUGUAUUUCCUGGAAAGUUGUGUUAGAUGUGGUUGGUGACUCCAUUAUUGUCUGUUUUUGUAAGUAAAGACCUAGUAGUAUCAGUCCAUUCUUUACAUUUUACAAAAGGAAUAAAUCUUAGUAAAUUUUACGAACAGAUGAAUUACUUUUGUAGGCCCAAUAUUUGGUAUAUUUUUGGGAAGCUUUUAAUCUUUUAGCCUAACAGUAAAGUUGAGCAAAUGAGCUGUGUACCUGGAAUGUGACCUCUAUUUUCUCAAAGCAGAUUAUCCUGUAACCAGGGGGUGGGUCUAAAAUCUCACAAUUUCAGAAUUUUUAAUCACAUUUGCUUUUCUACCCACAUAACCCCAUUCCUUUUUCAGUCAUUGCUCUCUCUGUUCUAGUCCAAUGGCCCCCUCUCCCUUAGACAAAACAAAUGUGGCACUUUGUGGGGAAUGCUGAGAUGAUUAUUGUGGUUUUAAUCAUCCAUACCAUAGGUCAUUAAACACGUACCACUGGAAUGUAAACAAUGUUAUCUAGUAUGUCAAUUGGUUAUAAUAUUUUAAAUAAAAAAGAAAAAAGUUGUAUGACAAGUAUGAAAUUAAGAGUUGUUUCAUUGAAAAACAAGUUCUGGCUUAAAAUUGUAGUAAAGGGUAGGUUUGUUUUAGUAAGUGUAGAUGGUAGUGUUAGGAUAUGGUGCUAUCAGAUCACAUGAGAGAGCUGUGGAAGCUAAAACUCAGUUUGGGAGAAUCAUCGAGGACUCUUGGCACAUUGGAGGCAGGUACUUGCAAAGAUUCUUGGGGGUGAAAGUUUUCAGGAUAGGUAGAGUAUGUAGUGUAGCACUGGUGCUCUCAACAUGUUGUAUAGAAAGAUACUGUUCUUGUCCCCUUAACCCACUGUCAGGUAUCCAAGUAAAAGGUGUGUAUAUACAACCAAGGUUAUGGCAAUAACAUACCCAUUAUUUUAUUGAAGUUAAAAAUUUAAUGCAUAAACUAGUCCUGUGGAGAAUAUUUCCAUUUGUGGAAAUUUAUUUUGAUUUGGGGACCC